AUGAAGAUUAUUCUUAGUGAUUCUAUUUUAAUUGAAAAGGCAAAAUUAUUAGUAACAGGAUUAGGUAUUCCUGAAAAUACUUUAUUAUUUUCUUCUGGUUGGUUAUAUGGUUUUAAAAAAUGUAAUAAAAUUCAACAAAUAAAAUUACAAAGUGAAGCAGCAUUAGCAAAUAAAGUUUUUAUUGAAGAGACAUUUCCAUUAUUACAAAAUAAAUAUGCAGAUUAUUCUUCUGAACGAAUUUAUAAUAUAGAUGAAACAG
Messenger RNA from Diversispora eburnea, 259 nucleotides. The record is from the annotation of a GenBank genome assembly. NCBI's taxonomy places the organism in Eukaryota, Fungi, Glomeromycota, Glomeromycetes, Diversisporales, Diversisporaceae.